AUGUCGGCACUGCAGCUAUCGCGCCACCUCCCCUUGCGCAAUAUGCGCCACUCACAACCCUCUCUCCUCGCCCACUCACUCCUAGCAUCUCGCCCCGCCAGCAGCAGCUCUAAACCAGCACCCAAAGGUCGACUACUCGAGAAGCCUACGCGCUUCAACCCACCAUCCCAUCCCGCUCGCCUACCUCGCCGCAACAGACAACCCGCCUUCCAAGUCCCUCUGAGCGCCAAAGAAAAGGAACAACAAAAGAGGAAGCAAUACCCGCACAUGAUGCCACCCGAAGGCACCUUUUUCCACUGGUUCCUGACAAACCGCACCAUCCACGUGUGGAUCACCAUGUCCAUCCUCAUCUCCCUCGCCUUCUUCACCUGGCUAAACAACUUUUUGACAAACACGCCCUACCUCGACCAACUACCNCCCAACAACAUGUUCUUCUCUCACCCCAUUGCUUUCCUGUCCCGUUAUGCCGAAGUCUACAAUCUGCACUCGCAAUACAUUUCCAUCCAGACUGCCGAGUACCGCAAAAACAAGGUCGAUGAUGUGAGGAAGAGGGCAGAGUUUAGAAAGGCGCAUGGUUUGAAUGAGGCUGAGGGUGUGUUUGGUGGUUGGAGUGCUAGGGAUGAUGCGACGGAGAAGAAGGAGGGGGAGGUGUUGGGGACGGUGGGUAAUGAGAUGCCGGUGAGCAAAGAGGUGGAGAAGGAGAGGGAGGUUUUGGGGGCCAUGGUUGACAAGGAGGGUGCUGAGGAGGUGUAUACUGAUUUCGAGGGCAGGAGGAAGCCAAUCAAGAAGUGGUUGGGCAUCUGGUAA
This is a messenger RNA of Aureobasidium vineae, 807 nucleotides long. The record is from the annotation of a GenBank genome assembly. Lineage: Eukaryota; Fungi; Ascomycota; Dothideomycetes; Dothideales; Saccotheciaceae.